AUUUAUUCAAAAUCUGGGAUGAGGAUUUUUACUUGAUCAGUUUUCAUCCAUGUUUUCCCCAUCCUUGUUUGUCAUUUUUACUCAAACCUUCGCUCUGAUGGCCUUCAUUCCCGAGCUUUCUGUACCUUUUUCCAAGGCCAUCUCAUUACCAUUCCUGUUGUCGACCUGGGUCAUUUGCUAGAUAUUCCUGCUGCUGGUGAGACCAUUGCUCAUGAGUCUGAGUUGUGGAGAGUCAAUUUUAAUGUUGUCGAUGAGUUUGUUCGUCUCUCGGGUGUUCAUCCUGGUCAGCCCUGUCUCUCCCUGUCAAUGUUUUGCUGCCCCGUCUUCGAGCUUUUCAUUUUGUCCUCACGAGGGUCUUCCUUCCUCAUUUUCAAUCCCUUGACCGAGUUACUCCCUUAGACCUCUGGGUUAUGAGCCAUGUUGUUGCUCAUAUCCCUCUCAACUAUGCUCACUUGUUUUUUUUUUGGCUCCAUGAUGUCUUUUGGUGAUGUCCACUUCCCUGGCCCAUUGCCAUUUGGACCCCUCAUCACCCGUUUGUUCUCUCGCCUUGAAAUUGAUCUUUCUUCGUUUCAAACCAUCUCCCCUACUCAAUAUGUGUCUAUCGACCAAAUGCUGGAUGACCUGGAGGUUGCGAUUGGGGGAGAGGUCUUUCCUGCUGCUGCUGCUGCUGUCAUUGAAGUCGAUGAGGCGGAGGUAGAACCUGAAGAUGUGGAACCAGAGGAGAAUGUGGAACCAGAGGAAGAGGAUGACUCAAAUUCUGAAGAUUUGUUUCCUGCAGAUCUUGUGGUACUUUAUGAGACUGAUGAAGAAGAGUUUGGCUCUGAUGAGGAAGAUCGUUUUUGUCGUAUCUUGCGAGUGUGUCUCAAACUUGUUGUUUUCUUUUGUGUUGUUUGCCCUGAGUUGUUUGGGUUGGAACUUGCUGCCUUGAACUGAGUGUGUUCAAACCUUGUUGUUUUUUUUGGAGUUUGGUCCUUGCAGUAGUCUUUGCUGGAAAUUGUUUGGUCUCUGUUGGGAUUUGCUUCUGGUGGGUAUCUCUUGCCUUGUUUGGAGUUUGUGUGUGCUGUCUUUUGCAGGAAAAGGAUCAAUCGUCAAUCUCUUAUUUAGGGGAAGAUUGAUGAACGAAAUAAGAGUCUUGCCGAUUG
Messenger RNA from Linum trigynum, 1142 nucleotides. Lineage: Eukaryota; Viridiplantae; Streptophyta; Magnoliopsida; Malpighiales; Linaceae. The record is from the annotation of a GenBank genome assembly.